Colletotrichum gloeosporioides is the source of this 1236-nucleotide messenger RNA. RefSeq lists its product as uncharacterized. The record is from RefSeq and is a predicted model, not a curated record. Lineage: Eukaryota; Fungi; Ascomycota; Sordariomycetes; Glomerellales; Glomerellaceae. Bases 1 to 1236 code for a protein of 411 amino acids. The transcript has 5 exons.
AUGGUGGCAGGUAUCUUCAAGAACAGGGUUCUCGCGGCCGCUGGCAAAAACGACCACGAAGUCGAGAAACUCCAGACAUGGACCCAGAUGCGGAAAGGACGAUUCUCACUCGACAUGGACGACUCGGUGACGCACCUUCUUUGUACCGAGGAACAAUUCAAACACAAGAACAAGAACAAGAGGAUCCAAGAAGCCAUGCAGAGAAACAAGGACAAAGAAAAGAAGAUCAAGAUCAAGAUCGUCCAUGUUGAUUGGUUCACCUUCUCCUGUACUCGCAACAAGAAGCUGCGCGAAUGCGACUAUGACUUCAAAGCCAUCAAACGCCGAGAACUUAUCAAGUCGAGGAAGCAGAAAGAAGAGGAGGCCAGGAUUCGGAAUUCUCUGCUUGGCCAGGAUUGGAUCAACCCUGACCUCUACCACGUCUUUACGGACAAAUACCACUUCCGAUACGAGAUCCAGCUCUUUCGCAACACCGAGGACGAGUACGGCGCCGUGAAUGAGAAGUACGAGCUCUAUCUCUUUGAGUCCCAUGCAAAGCCCCAUCUCUACUGGUUCGGGGCUAAGCUGUGCCAGAAGAAGGACGACGGCGUCUGGCGCUUCCGCGCCAUCGAACGCACCAGCACCACCUGCGGAGUCUUCAAGCCCGAGUUCGAGCACUUCAAAAACUUCUUCCUAUUCAAGACCAAACAUCGCUGGUGCGAUCGAGUGCUGAAGGCCGGUACUGGAGAGAAGACGGACUUCAGCUACACGCCCCCGACUCGAGGCAAGCCUGUCGGAGGCAGGCUGACCCCAGGCCUCAGCUACGACGAGUGCGUCAAGCGCAACAUUGAGACCCGCCUUCUCUUUGCCGAACUGUUCGGCGACGAGCUCCCCGCCAACAUACAGAUCGAUGUCGCUAUGACAGAGCUCCUGGACGAGGUCAUCGACAAGGCUUGCGCCGCUCACUGCGAGGGUCUCCGCGAUGCCUUUCACGAGAUGUGGGCGACUGAGAUGCCAGCCCCUGCUCUGAGAGAGACACCCAUUGAAAACGCCGACGCCGAAGACGAGGCAUCAGGCAACACCAUCAGCGCUCCCUCGGAUAGCAUGCCGCAGCUGAGUAUUGAGGACGUUGACGAACGCCUUGGUAGCAUGCAGGACUGCGAGAUGGAGGAUGCGACGGCUCCCUCCUUGGACAAUGACGAGUGGUGGCCAACCACUGCUGCCGUCUCUGAGGACCUCACCAUGCAGGAUUGGUGA